CUGGGCUGCCAGCCCACAGGCGUCUCCCUAAGAGAAGGCUGCCAUGGAUCCAUUCCUGGUCCUGGUGCUCAGUCUGUCCUGUCUGCUUCUCCUCUCACUCUGGAGACCGAGCUCCGGGAGAGGGAAGCUCCCUCCGGGCCCCACUCCUCUCCCACUUAUUGGAAACAUCCUUCAGAUAGAUAUGAAGGACAUCAGCAAAUCCUUAACCAAUCUCUCAAAAGUCUACGGCCCCAUGUUCACUCUGUAUUUUGGCCUGAAGCCUACUGUAGUGGUUCACGGAUAUGAAGCAGUAAAGGAAGCCCUGAAUGACCUCGGAGAGGAAUUUUCUGGAAGGGGUAGCUUCCCAAUUGUUGAAAGAACAAAUAAUGGCUUUGGAGUCAUUUUCAGCAAUGGAACAAAAUGGAAGGAGCUUCGGCGCUUCUCACUUAUGACCUUGAGGAAUUUUGGAAUGGGGAAGCGGAGCAUUGAAGAUCGCAUUCAAGAGGAAGCAUGCUGUCUUGUGGAAGAGCUAAGGCAAACAAACGGCUCACCCUGUGAUCCCACAUUCAUCCUAAGCUGUGCUCCCUCCAACGUGAUCUGCUCAGUUAUUUUCCACAAUCGUUUUGAUUAUAAAGAUGAGAAUUUUCUUAACUUGAUGGAGAAAUUCAAUGAAAACUUUAAAAUUUUGAACUCCCCAUGGAUGCAGGUCUGCAAUGCUCUCCCUGCCUUCAUCGAUUAUCUCCCAGGGAGCCAUAACAAAGUAAUUAAAAAUUAUACUGAAAUAAAAAAUUAUAUUUUGGGGCGAGUGAAAGAACACCAAGAAACACUGGACAAGGACAACCCUCGGGACUUCAUUGACUGUUUCCUGAUCAAAAUGGAACAGGAAAAGCACAAUCCACACUCUGAGUUUACUAUUGAAAGCUUGAUGGCGACUGUGACUGACUUGUUUGUAGCUGGAUCAGAAACCACAAGCACUACCCUGAGAUACGGACUCUUGCUCCUACUGAAACACAGGGAGGUCACAGCUAAAGUCCAGGAAGAGAUUGAUCGUGUGAUUGGCAGACACAGGAGUCCUUGCAUGCAGGACAGAGCCCGCAUGCCCUACACGGAUGCAAUGCUACAUGAGAUCCAGAGAUACAUUAACCUCAUCCCCAACAAUGUGCCCCAUGCAGCUACUUGCAAUGUCAGAUUCAGAAAUUAUGUAAUUCCCAAGGGCACAGACUUAAUAACAUCACUGACUUCUGUGCUAUAUGAUGACAAAGCAUUUCCCAACCCAGAAAUAUUUGACCCUGGCCAUUUUCUGGAUGAGAAUGGAAACUUUAAGAAGAGUGACUACUUCAUGCCUUUCUCAACAGGAAAGCGGAUGUGCGUGGGAGAGGGCCUGGCUCGCAUGGAGCUGUUUUUGCUCCUGACCACCAUCGUACAGAAUUUUAACCUGAAGUCUUUGGUUGAUACAAAGGACAUUGACACUACCCCGGUCUCCAGCACUUUUGGCCGUGUGCCACCUCUGUAUCAGCUACACUUCAUUCCUCGUUAGAUGGGGACAGACUGGCUGUU
This is a messenger RNA of Acomys russatus (golden spiny mouse), 1536 nucleotides long. RefSeq names its product cytochrome P450 2C55. Gene Ontology annotation, molecular function: iron ion binding; oxidoreductase activity, acting on paired donors, with incorporation or reduction of molecular oxygen, reduced flavin or flavoprotein as one donor, and incorporation of one atom of oxygen; heme binding. Gene Ontology annotation, biological process: xenobiotic metabolic process. Lineage: Eukaryota; Metazoa; Chordata; Mammalia; Rodentia; Muridae. The record is from RefSeq and is a predicted model, not a curated record. Gene Ontology annotation, cellular component: intracellular membrane-bounded organelle; cytoplasm. The coding region runs from base 44 to 1516 and encodes 490 amino acids. The transcript has 9 exons.